AAUAGAUAACCAUGGAUACAAGCUCUCAUUCUUCCCUUUCAGUUUGAAGAAAACACAGUUCAAAUUACUACAAUGUCAAUAUCGAAAUCUUCUCGUCUUCUUGUCUUUGCUCUUUUCAUCAUCGUAGGGUGCGUUGUGCAGGGAAUGGACCGCGACGAGAACGAGGAAAAGAAUCAUUUUAUUGUAUUCUUGCAAAAUAAACCUGUUUUAAAUGAGGUUGAUGCAGUAGAAACACAUCUAAGUGUUCUCAUGUCAGUGAAGAAAAGCCAUGCGGAAGCAAGUGAAUCGAUGGUUUAUAGUUACACGAAAAGCUUCAAUGCCUUUGCAGCUAAACUUAGUGAUCAUGAAGCCAAAUUAUUGUCAACGAGAGAAGAUGUGCAUCAUGUGAUCCCAAACACAUAUAGAAAGCUACAAACAACAAGAUCUUGGGACUUCAUUGGAUUGUCUUCUAAUGCAAGAAGAAGAACCAAACAUGAGAGUGACAUUAUCGUGGGCUUAUUCGAUACCGGGAUCACUCCGACGGCGGAUAGCUUUAGAGAUGAUGGGUUUGGUCCUCCACCCAAAAAAUGGAAAGGCACAUGUCACCACUUUGCCAAUUUCACUGCCUGCAAUAAAAAACUUAUCGGAGCAAGAUAUUUCAAGCUCGACGGCAAUCCCGAUCCCUCGGACAUCUUGUCACCGGUAGACACUGAUGGCCAUGGCACUCAUACAUCAUCAACCGCAACGGGCAAUGCAGUUGAAGGGGCCAGCCUCUCUGGUCUGGCCGAAGGAACUGCCCGCGGUGGCGUGCCGUCCGCGAGAGUUGCCAUGUAUAAGGUCUGCUGGGCUAGUAGCGGGUGCUCCGAUAUGGAUAUCCUGGCCGCCUUUGACGCUGCUAUACAGGAUGGUGUUGAUGUCAUUUCGAUAUCGAUUGGGGGAGGCGGCUUCAACAAUUAUUCCGAUGACUCGAUUUCCAUCGGCGCAUUUCAUGCCAUGAAGAAGGGUAUCAUCACUGUGACCUCCGCCGGGAACGGUGGUCCGAUGGCCGGCAGUGUAGUCAACCACGCGCCGUGGAUUGUGACGGUUGCUGCCAGUUCCAUUGAUCGGAAAUUUAUCAGCCCACUAGAGUUGGGCAAUGGGAAGAACAUCUCUGGAGUAGGGAUAAACAUCUUCAAUCCGAAGAAAAAAAUGUACCCAUUAGUGAGUGGAGGAGAUGUGGCAAGGAAUUCAGAGAGCAAAGAUACUGCAAGCUUUUGCUUAGAAGACUCACUUGAUCCAACCAAAGUGAAAGGCAGCCUUGUGUUUUGCAAAUUGUUGACUUGGGGAGCUGAUUCUGUUAUAAAAUCCGUUGGAGCAAAUGGUGUUAUCAUUCAAAGUGAUCAGUUUCUUGAUAAUGCUGACAUCUUCAUGGCCCCUGCCACCAUGGUUAGCAGCUCGGUUGGUACUAUCAUUUACACAUACAUCAAGUCCACCAGAACGCCAACUGCGGUGAUAUAUAAAACAAGACAACUCAAAGCAAAAGCUCCAAUGGUAGCUUCCUUCUCAUCUAGAGGCCCAAACCCAGGCUCCCAUCGUAUUCUAAAGCCGGACAUAGCAGCCCCAGGAGUGAACAUAUUGGCUGGUUAUACGCCAUUGAAGUCAUUGACAGGGCAAAAGGGUGACACUCAAUACUCCAAAUUCACAAUCAUGUCUGGUACUUCCAUGGCCUGCCCCCACGUCGCCGCCGCUGCCGCCUACGUCAAAUCUUUCCAUCCUCUUUGGUCUCCCGCCGCCAUCAGAUCCGCCUUGCUCACCACCACGAGACCGAUUAGCCGGCGACUGAACCCUGAGGGUGAAUUUGCCUAUGGUGCUGGCAACCUAAAUCCAUCAAGAGCCAUAAGUCCUGGCCUAAUCUACGAUCUCAAUGAAAUGUCGUAUAUCCAAUUCCUUUGCAGCGAAGGCUACACUGGAUCUUCAAUUGCUGUCCUCGCUGGAACCAAAUCCAUAAACUGUUCCACUCUAAUCCCCGGCCAUGGACACGACUCUCUCAAUUAUCCAACUUUUCAGCUCAGUCUCAAAAGCACCAAGCAACCGAUGACAACAACAUUCCGACGACAAGUCACCAACGUCGGCCAGCCUGUCUCUGUCUACAAUGCCACCAUCAAGGCUCCUCCUGGGGUGAAGAUCACGGUUACGCCCACCACUCUGUCAUUUUCACGGUUACUUCAGAAGAGGAGUUUUAAAGUUGUUGUGAAGGCCAGUCCUUUGCAAUCGGCAAAAAUGGUGUCGGGAUCACUUGCUUGGGUUGGUGAUCGACAUGUUGUGAGAAGUCCUAUUGUUGUUUAUAGUCCAUGAAGAUGAUGAAUUGUUGGCGAGGGAUUGACUAAAAUGUGCUUUUUGUAGUCGGAUUUACUGUUGUUAUCAAGUUAUAUGUGUUGGACUUAUAAUUUGAGUAUGAUGUGAUUGAUA
Molecule: messenger RNA, 2427 nt
Organism: Cucumis melo (muskmelon)
Lineage: Eukaryota; Viridiplantae; Streptophyta; Magnoliopsida; Cucurbitales; Cucurbitaceae
Product: subtilisin-like protease SBT4.14
Exons: 10
Coding region: 73-2313 (746 amino acids)
Biological process (GO): proteolysis
Molecular function (GO): serine-type endopeptidase activity
Source: RefSeq, a predicted model, not a curated record